UACAAUAGCAAAGCAUUAUGUAGUUAAAUAUUCUACUUCAGAAGUAUUUGAUAAACAAAUUAAGAUAAUCAAAUUAGGUUCUAAUAAGCUAAAAGAAUUCAUUAUCAUAGCUGUUAAAUUCCAUUAUAUCUUGUGA
This is a messenger RNA of Cetraspora pellucida, 136 nucleotides long. Lineage: Eukaryota; Fungi; Glomeromycota; Glomeromycetes; Diversisporales; Gigasporaceae. The record is from the annotation of a GenBank genome assembly.